AUGGCUCCCAAUGUGCGGUUACCUCCUGAUUCAGACUCAGAAUACUCCGAUCCAGGCUUAGAAUGCUCGGAUGAGUCUGAUGUUGAUAGUGUUUUUGACAACGAUGAUCAUGAGGGCUCUGAGUGUGGGAGCGAUGCGACUGUCUUGGGAGAGUCUUCUGAUGAGGAUGACGUGGACUUCAAAGACGCCGUUAACCUAUUUGGUGGAAAUACGCACCCACCAGAAUACUAUCAAAACGCAGUAAAAGACUUUGACGAGAGCCAUUACGACGGUCAAGAUUACAGCCCGGGCAGUGAUAUUCUCUUGGAUGCAAUAGAAGACACAUGGAAAGAGUUCUGCAAAGUUGUUAACCGCGACCCCAAAGAAAGUUAUACAUCCCUAUCUAUAGGCAUUUUAUACAAUUUCUUCAAUUGGCGCUUAAAUCAACAAGUCAAUAAAGAUGGGCGAAAGCUAUGUGGAACAAAGAAGAAAAGUUCCUUGAGUACAUACUGGAAAGUGUUCCGGCUAUGUGUUGAAAGGGCUACCGGCGAUAAGAUUGACCCAAAAUUGAACCGGAAGAUGCAUAGAGCUCUUAGAGACCUAGCCAAGAAGCACGGGCUGAGUGACGAGAAGCGGGUGAACCGCUGUAUGACUAUUGAAGAUCUGUCGGAGCAGAUCAGAACAACACUAAGCACAACCGAAAAAUGUUUCCAGCUAGGAGAGAUUCGAAUUCUUGCAGUGUUAUUUCUCCUUUUACUUGCUCCUGCCGGCGCUCGCCCUGCAUCCAUUUUACGCCUUCGAUUCGGUGAUAUUCGUGCAGUAUUAGCACGGGAUCCUGAAGGUGGUGCACAUAACAUCCUUACUCGAUUCACCUUAGCUUUCACAAAGACAUACCUUGGAGUUAAAGAUGCCAAGACCUUUACAGUUCCUGAGAACUUCUUUGAUCCUUCACUAUUCCUCAGCCCUCACGUCUACCUUAUGGGCAUCCUGUUUCGCCAUCAGGUAUUCAAGGCUCCAAGCCUCACCUCCCCCGAUAAGCUAGAUAUGCUCGAUAUCCACGCAGGAGAAAAAGAACUGCCGCUACCUUUAAAGAGAGAGUUCGAUGAUCGUUUGGUAUUCCGCCGCGCUGUAAAGACCCUUACUGGAUAUGAUAUCUCCAUGGAUGCACCUAUUACGUAUGGAAUGAUGGCGAGAUGGAUCAGACGAAUUGGUGAGAUACUAGGCUUUGAGUAUUCCACAAUACCAUACAGUCUGCGCUACGCUGCGGCUAAUGGGUUUGACCAAAGCGUUGAUAUCAGCGAAGCGUUGCGAAACCUAGCUUUAGACCAUGCCAACUCCGUUCCAUUUCAGAGACAUUAUCUCGGGCGAGAAGUCAACGCUGAUACGUGGGCCAUUCUCCGAGGUCAAAAGCCACAGCAGGCGCUGAUAAAACAGGCCUGCAGUGUUGGCCACUCGAUUAGCAAGCGCCGACCAACAGACCUCACUGCUGAGCAAGUCGCCUCUGUAAACACGCACCCUCUGAUCAGGAAACUCGAACUAGAACUCCGACGAAUGAAGCGAGGGUCUAAUGAACAUGCUAAAGCCCUUCGCAAACUGAGAAAUGAGAAACUGAGACUCAAAAGAUCGCUCAAGCAGAAUAUCCGAAAUGAGUGGACGGACAGCCAGGCUGUCGAAGACAUUGAGCGUCAACUAAGAGGUGAAUGGAACCCCAACCAAGUUGUUGAUAAGGGCUGCCGUCCUCAAGGAUCGGCCCAGAAAUAUCUGGUGCAAGCCCUGGCUGCCAAGUGCGACGAUACGAUCGAGGGCUAUUAUCGAAGACGGAAUGAUGCAAUUAACGCUAUCAUUGCAUACUGCACGGUUGAAGAAGGGCCGACAAUGCGGCGUAAAAACACGUCACCAACUGAAACUCAACUUACACCUACAACGGAUACGCAGAAGGAAGGUCCUCUGCAAAAAGCGCUAAAAAUCGCGCUGAAGGCCAUCAGGGUAAAAACGGACAAGGAGCGACCCAGAUACUGUUUUUUAUGCGUUGGUAAAGCUCUCACUUUACAACCAGACGAUCCUUUGAUAAAAGAUCUAGUCCGAGAGUUCUACACGUCCGGUGAUACAGCGAAGCACUUUCGUCGCAGGCACCUUUCCAUUUUAGAGGACCAUCAUGUGAUCUAUUGUCGGGUUUGCGACGAAACACUAGAACACAAGAAGCACUUGCAGAACCAUGGCUUGAAGUGCCAUGGUCUCAAAUCUUAG
This is a messenger RNA of Clonostachys rhizophaga, 2226 nucleotides long. Lineage: Eukaryota; Fungi; Ascomycota; Sordariomycetes; Hypocreales; Bionectriaceae. The record is from the annotation of a GenBank genome assembly.